CCCAUUAAUGCGGUAUAUUCUUCGUUACUACAGAACUAUCUGGACCAUUCAUGUAUUCUCGAAAAUAAUGUUAUUAUGCGAGAAAGCAGAAGUUGUUUUUUUGUGGUUGUUGAUUCCUACUAUUGUGUUUGCCCAGGAGGAAAACAGGGAGAGAAAGCAACAUCCCGAACUAACAAAAUUAGUGAGGAAUUGGGCUCAGAAACUAGGCGGUGAGCUAUGGCAUUUUGGGGAAUUGGUAACGAGAAGAACCAUGGUGAUAGAUAGUUUCAAAGAUACAACAAUAGUAAGAGAGGAUGGCGAGGCCUUACUCAAAGAUAUUCAUGAAAGAAUAAGUCACAUGAUGAAGCUAAAAGUGGAAGCUGUGAAGAGAAUAAUGGAUAUAGCUGAGCAAGCUGCGAAAGCUCAAAAAGAAGACGAUAUAGAUGAAGAUUUUCAGUUCUACAAUACCAAAAAUUUGACCAACUCUGCGCCAAAUUAUACUGUGAAUGAUGAGGAAGAUCUACAGGAAAGGGAUACCCCUAAACUCCAAGAAUUGAAAUAUAAUGAUCCCUUAAUAUCUUCAUAUAAUUUCGAUGAAAGAUAUAGAUCGAUGGUUCAACAAGGAGAGACAGAUUUCCAACAAGAUGAUGAACCCAGUGAAGAAGGAGACAGUUUUAAAGAGGAUCUUGAAGGCACUGAAGAGAUAGAGAUAACUGAUGGUUCAGAAAAAGACCCACAAGCAAGUCAAACUCCUAUAAAAGAUAAAACACGUUUGCCAUUUUAUCCAAACAGGAGAUUUUACAACAUACCUGUCAAUACUAACUUCAGUGCAGUUCAUGUGCCAAGUAAUGUUUAUGAAAGAUCGAAAGAUGUGCUCACCGGCAUUAUUUGGUCUGAGGAGUUAGACAAAACAUUCAGGAAUAAUUAUAAAUUGGAUCCAACCCUCUCCUGGCAGUAUUUUGGUAGUUCAUCCGGAUUCAUGAGGCAGUUUCCAGCCAUGCAAUGGCACGAGGAACCUCUAGAUCUUUACGAUUGCCGCACACGUUCUUGGUUUAUCGAAGGGGCUUCUUCGCCAAAAGACGUGAUAAUCCUGGUUGACAGAUCGGGAUCUAUGACAGGAGUACGGAGGGAAAUAGCCAAACAUGUGGUUCACAACAUUUUGGACACCCUUGGCAAUAACGACUACGUAAACAUAUUCACCUUCAGCAAUACGACAGAUCCUCUGAUCGAUUGUUUCGAUAACAUAUUAGUUCAGGCAAAUAUGGCAAAUGUACGUCUGCUGGCAGAAAGUAUGACCAACUUCAAAACCGAACAGAUUGCCAAUUUUUCAUUGGCCUUGAUUACAGCUUUCGAGAUUUUGAAAGACUAUAGAGAGAGUAAACAAGGUGCUGGAUGUAAUCAAGCUAUAAUGUUAGUAACAGACGGUGUCCAAAAUAACUAUACUGAUAUAUUCGAGCAAUAUAACUGGAUCAAACCUUUCGUCAAUGUUAGAAUUUUCACCUAUUUGAUUGGCAGAGAAGUUUCGAACGUGAAGGAAGUUAAAUGGAUGGCUUGUGCUAAUCAAGGUUACUUUACACAUCUCAGCACUUAUGCAGAAGUGAGAGAAGAAGUUCUACAGUACAUACCUGUGAUGGCUCGGCCAAUGGUUCUGAAUCCAAACCACAAACCGAACCCUACUUGGACACCGAUCUAUGCCGAUGUGACAGAUCCAAAACUAACAAAUUGGCUUUGGAUUAAUAGAGAGAGAAAUAGACAGAGGGAGAGGUUCUUAGGAUACCGUCCCAAUAAAACACAAAUAUCUCCUGAUGUUCUGGACAAGAAGUUUGUUCAUCAACAGAAAAAUAAACAAGAUAAUUAUGGUGAUCUACAGGUCUACCACAUGAUGACUUCUGUUUCUUUGCCUGUGUACGAUAAGAAGCAGCGUAAGAAUUUUACAGAAAAAGUGCGUAUAAACGAAGCCGUUUGGAUCGAUGUUGUAAGAGAGGAAAGAGUAGCAAACCUUUUGGGAGUUGCUGGUACAGAUGUACCGAUAGAAUAUAUUCAAAGGCUGAUGUUGCCUUAUAGGUUGGGAGUGAACGGUUAUGCUUUUAUAGUAACAAAUAAUGGCUACAUUUUGACUCAUCCUGAUCUGAGGCCGGUGCAUCAAGGUAUUCUUAAACCGGCCUACAACAGAGUCGAUCUAACAGAAGUUGAGCUUCUAGACGACGGUGAUGCAGAUCCUAGAACAUGGUCUGAAGAAUUGAAAGAAUUCAGAAAAAGGGUAGUCAUGCAAAGGAAGGGAAAUAAAACCUUCAAUGUUAAAACGCACCUAGACGAUAUGAGGAGAAUUAUCGUCAACACAAGGCACUAUUUCUACAUGGGCCUUAAUGACACCCCUUUCGGUUUGGUGAUAGCACUGCCUGGUAAAUAUGGAUUCAACAGGGUGCAACACCCUGUAGAAAAUGACAUUCACCGUAUAAGGUCGAAUGAUAAGAUAAAGAGACCGUUCACUCAGUUUUUCACAGGAAAUUGGACUAUACAUCCUGAUUGGCACUAUUGCCGUUAUUUAGAUGACCAUCAUUACUUUGAAACUCCAGAGCAGGAGUUCUUACAUUUUUUGGAGAAAAUGGAGAGUCCUGGAUGGAAGUGGACAUCAGAAUGCGACCGUAAAUUAAUAUGCAAGGUGGUUGCAGAUGCUAAAAUAACAGCGUGGUUUAGUCAAAAUAUAACGACUACAAGUAAAGAGGAAAAUGGACCGGAGUUUAUAAAACGAUUUGGUAUCACUGUUGCUUUCUUAGCUACUCAUAGUGGUUUGACUAGAUGGCAAGACUUUCCACAAAACAUCGAUCUGAAUACUAGUGAACCAUCAAACUUCCAUUUGGUUCACAAUAAAGCUAUAGACGAGGUAUGGUACAGGAGAGCUGUUGAAAGACAUUACGUCGAUCCAAGAGGCUUUAUAUAUUCUGUACCCUUUGAAAUAGGCCACGAAAGUAAUGUUCUUGUUACGGUCAGUCAUGCCAUUUUUCGUGAUGAUAGCAACAAAAGGGCUCCAGCAGCAGUAGUUGGUUACCAGUUCUACCACUCCUCCUUAUAUUCGUUAUUCAAGAACAUCACCACAACUUGUGGGGAUAUGUCAUGCACGAGAACCUGUGAUUCCAAAGAGCUUCAUUGUUUGAUGGUAGAUGACAAUGGAUACGUGAUAGUGAGUAACAACGUUCAGGACACUGGGUUCUUCUUUGGUCAGAUAAGGCCAGACAUAAUGAAAGAGUUGUUGAAAGAGAACAUUUAUAAAGUUACUAGGGUCUUCGACUACCAGGGUAUUUGCCCAGAAGGCGAAGAAGUGGGAAAUCCUGCUAGUAAACUCCUUACACCCUUUGUACAUUUAUCGACAAUCUUCCACUGGUUAUUGACGACUGCAGCUUUUUUCAUCAAUCUAGCCGUGGGGGAAGAGUUUAAUCCUUUGUUCUAUCAAACUCCGGAUCCACUGGAUGAUCGAAUAGAGCAAGAGCAACUUUUUGUUGAUGCUGAUCCUCAAGAAGAUAUAGAAAACCAUGAUCAGCCUUACUUCAAGUUGAACGAAAAAGAGUUCAUUGCUAGAUAUAGAAUACAGAAGACUAAACCAGAGUCUUGUGACAACGAAAUGUGGAUAUAUAGUCUAGUACACUACACGGAAAGGAAUAUGUCCAACAGUGGUUACAACAAGACAAUGACAGAUUGUUCUAGACCAUUUAUCGUGCAAAGGGUAUCUGGCAGCAACAUGAUCCUACUGGUAAUCAAUAACCUGUGUAGAGCUAAUCAUGAUGAAACCAUCCCUUGGCCUGAACCCAUUCAAUACAAUUAUAAUAUGAGUGCAACUUGUUACAAAGUGUUGUACAACAACCUUCCAAGGCGUCACUAUAUGAGCUGCAUCAAUAGGAAUAUCAACGAAAGUGAAAUAAAGCUCUGUGGACAUGGGACCAACCUUAAAUUUUCUAUUGGAUUAGUGUUGCUUCUAUUAACAGCACUACAACUAAAUCUGGAGCAUCUUCAGUAGAAUUAUUGAACAUUUCGUUUUAGAUAAUUUUCAAAAUCUGUGAUAUACCCUUAUUAACUCAUAUAUUACAAUUUCUGUUGGGAUAUAUUUACACUUUAUUGUUGAUUGUUGACGUCUUAUAGGGUGUAUGGCGCUUAGAGAUGUGUCCGUAUUAAAUUUUGUAUAUAAGAUUAAGAAUUUCUGAAAGUAAUGUGAAAAGAUGGUGGAAGAGUUUAUGAUUGAAGUUUUAAUUCAAUUUUGAUUUAAAAAUAAUCACAUUAAUUUCGUUAUUAUUUUUUCAAUUGUCAUUUACCAGUUAUCAGGUAAAACGCAUAUCCAUUUAUCAAUUCUCUUUUUGAUCACAAUCCUGAAUUUGUCCCUGUUUCCUUGCAAUUCUUCAGCCAAAGUAAGAAUGCUCAAUAUUAAAAUUUUCAAAAGAUUAUAUGCGUUUUUCUGAAUUAUAGGUGGGUUUCAAAAGUUCUUUCAACGUAUAUUUUCCAAUGUACAUGUACAAUAUAUUCCUUGUUGCUAUUCGAGAUUAUUACUCGUAUGCUGAGUAAUGUAUAGAAAACAAUUUUAACUCAGAAAGUUGCAUUACCAGUAGCUUCAGAAGAUAAAUAUCCAUUUUCAAAUAACUAAUUUUGAAACUGAACUGAAGAAUGGAUAUAUGAUACAGGGUGUUCCACCACCCUUAUAGAUAAUUUUCGAUUGGUUUUCAGUUCAAUAUUUGAAAUUAUAAAAAGUUUGUAAUCCAAAUUGUUAUAUUUUUAUGUAAUUUAUUUUCGAAAGAAUACUUGAAUAUAUCAUAUAAGUAUUCCAAAUUUUGGAUGUUUCUUACUGCUGGACAUAUUAUUACUUAUCUGAAAUGCCCAGAAUUUCAUACAAAUUUCCGUCCUUUGUUGACAUUCCAAGAAAAGUGGAACUUUUUCUUUCGAUAUUUGUAUUUUACGAAUCAUAUUGUUAUAUUUCAUUUAGAUUUCUGCAAAUGAAAAAAAAUUCGUCAAAAUAAACUAUUCUAUAAUAGUAUUUUUUUGAUGCUUUGUAGUUUAUAAAUUUUAUUGAAUUUUUAUACAAAUUGAAAAUGCAGAUAUUGUUAGUUAAGUUUGAAUUAUCAUAAUUAAAACAGAAAAUAAGUGAUGAUCAAGUACUUACUUUUAGUUGGCUACCUCAAUACUAAAUAAUUUAAGCAUUACUGAUUGUACUUACUCUCAAAUUGCGGUUUUAAAA
This is a messenger RNA of Harmonia axyridis, 5197 nucleotides long. Its product is annotated as voltage-dependent calcium channel subunit alpha-2/delta-3-like. Gene Ontology annotation, cellular component: voltage-gated calcium channel complex. The transcript is spliced from 26 exons. Bases 8 to 3991 code for a protein of 1327 amino acids. The record is from RefSeq and is a predicted model, not a curated record. Gene Ontology annotation, molecular function: voltage-gated calcium channel activity. Lineage: Eukaryota; Metazoa; Arthropoda; Insecta; Coleoptera; Coccinellidae.